Tupaia belangeri chinensis (Chinese tree shrew) is the source of this 1432-nucleotide messenger RNA. RefSeq names its product dual oxidase maturation factor 2 (gene DUOXA2). Gene Ontology annotation, cellular component: endoplasmic reticulum membrane. NCBI's taxonomy places the organism in Eukaryota, Metazoa, Chordata, Mammalia, Scandentia, Tupaiidae. The transcript is spliced from 6 exons. The coding region runs from base 318 to 1280 and encodes 320 amino acids. Gene Ontology annotation, biological process: protein transport. The record is from RefSeq and is a predicted model, not a curated record.
GGGAUCUGUGUCCCCAGACGACUUCCAAACUCAGAGCGAACCCAUAGAGCCCGGAAAGUGGCCACAGCCAGUGCGCAACAGUUCCACUCGUUCGCUCAUCCGAACCCGCCAGGCCAAUCUAGGGCCCUGGGAGGCAUUCCGCCGCAGCGCUUCCUUAGAAAGGAGUCGCAAGGCUCCGACCCCGGCAGCCCACUCAGUCCUGGUCUUGCACGCGAAGACAAGUGGAAACCGGCCUGGGACGCCAAGAACGCGCUCUCCCGCGUCCGCGCAGACAGCUAGCUCUCCCGCCUGCUCACAGCUUUCCGCCAGCCUUCGGCAUGACUUUGUGGAACGGCGUGCUCCCCUUCUACCCCCAACCCCGACAUGCAGCCUACUUCAGCGUCCCGUUGCUCAUUGUCAUUCUGGUGUUCUUGGCCUUGGCUGCCAGCUUCCUGCUCGUCUUGCCGGGAAUCCGCGGCCACUCGCGCUGGUUCUGGUUGGUGAGAGUUCUUCUCAGUCUGUUCAUAGGCGCUGAAAUUGUGGCCGUGCAUUUCAGUGCAGAAUGGUCCGUGGGGAGAGUGAGCACCAAUACGUCCUACAAAGCCUUCAGCGCGGCGCGCAUUCGAGCCCACGUGGGUCUGCUGGUUGGCCUGGAGGGCAUUAACAUUACACUCAAAGGGACCCCAGUGCAGCAGCUGAACGAGACCAUUGACUAUAAUGAGCAGUUCAGCUGGCGUCUGGGCGAGGACUACGCGGAGGAGUACGAGGACGCGCUGGAGAAGGGGCUGCCAGACCCUGUGCUCUACUUGGCGGAGAAGUUCACACCGAGCAGCCCUUGCGGGCUCUAUCGCCAGUACCGCCUGGCUGGACGCUACGCUUCGGCAACGCUGUGGGUGGCGUUCUGCUUCUGGCUCCUCUCCAACGCGCUGCUCUCCAUGCCGGUCCCGCUCUAUGGAGGCCUGGCGCUCCUGAUCACCGGCUCCUUCGCGCUCUUCGCUAUCUUUGCGUUCGCCACCAUCUCCAACGUGCCGCUCUGCGCAUUCCGCCUCGGCUCCUCCGCGCUCACCACUCACUAUGGCGCCGCCUUCUGGGUCACUCUGGCCACAGGCAUCCUGUGCCUCCUUCUCGGCGGGGCCGUGGUGAGUCUCCACUACGCUCGCCCCAGCGCUCUUCGCACCUUUCUGGACCGAAGCGUCAAGGACCACAGUAGCCAGGCGAAAGAGGGUUCGCCUCUCGUCCUCAGCAACCCGUUGCACACGCAGCCCGGGGCCCAGGGCUUAAGGAUCACCACUGACUUGUAAAGGGGACCCAAGUCCAGACUUCCACCCCGCCUUGGUACCCCACAGGCUGGGGAACAAUGCAGGAGCACUGCGCUGAGGGCGCCGGCGCCCGGGGAAAGGCGGGCCGGCAGGCUUGGUCGUGCUGCACGCACCAGGGAGAGUCUCCCUGGUGA